AUUUUGCCCGAGACCCAACACUUGGAUAAGUGGUGCUGGAGGGGACGCUGCCCUCUUACUCUCCCCCAUCCCUUGUACCACGGUAGGUCUCAAAGGGUCUUCUCUGGUGAGUGUCGCCGACUGACCAGUCCCGCUUCUGUUUCAGUGUCCCGCUGCCAGCCAGCCCUGGCGCCACGCGCCUUCCAUGCGUCAGCUCUGCAGCUGAGGGCUUCAGAUGAGCAGAAGCACCGACCUCCCCCUCCCUUUUCUCAGCAACAUUCUGAGACACAGGGGGCGGAAGAACCCAGUCCGGAGUCUUCUCGUCCACCCCCCAGGUACACAGACCAGGCCGGCGACGAGGAGGAGGACCAUGAGAGUGAGGAGCAGCUGCAGCACCGCAUCCUGACAGCAGCCCUGGAGUUCGUGCCUGCCCAUGGGUGGACGGCAGAGGCAAUUGCAGAAGGAGCCCAGUCUCUGGGCCUCUCCAGUGCAGCAGCCAACAUGUUCGGGAACGAUGGCAGUGAGCUGAUCCUGCAUUUUGUGACCCAGUGCAACGCUCAGCUCACCCAGGUGCUGGAAGAGGAGCAGAAGCUGGUACAGCUGAGCCAGGCAGAGAAGAGGAAGACAGACCAGUUCCUGAGGGACGCAGUGGAGACCAGACUGAGAAUGCUGAUCCCGUACAUUGAACACUGGCCCCGGGCCCUCAGCAUCCUCAUGCUCCCUCACAACAUCCCGGCCAGCCUGAGCCUGCUCACCAGCAUGGUGGACGACAUGUGGCAUUACGCUGGGGACCAGUCCACUGACUUCAACUGGUACACCCGCCGGGCCGUGCUGGCUGCUAUCUACAACACAACCGAGCUGGUGAUGAUGCAGGACUCCUCCCCAGACUUCGAGGACACUUGGCGCUUCUUGGAAAACCGGAUUAACGAUGCAAUGAACAUGGGCCACACUGCCAAUCAGGUGAAGUCCACUGGAGAGGCACUGGUGCAAGGACUCAUGGGUGCAGCAGUGACGCUCAAGAACCUGACAGGUCUGAACCAGCGCCGGUGAGCAAGAAGGGGUAUAAGCUAGCGUGCCCAGAAGAAAACCUGCGGAUAUAUUUAAAGGACAUUGAACAGUAUGAAGUGCCAGCACAGGACAGGACUCUGAGUCACCACCACAGCCACCUGGAAGCCACAGGGCACUUGAUGAUACAGUUGUAGCCUGGGAGUGGGCCACUUCCUCAGUUCCUAGUACCAAGCCGGCUUCCUGAUGUCUUUCUGCAGUUGUGUGAUUGACAACUGAGGCUCUCAUCCAGCGUUCAAGCCACAGAAACCAGCACGGCCUGUCAUGUCUCACAGGCACCUUGGUCAUAUCUUAACCUUCCUAGAAUGCUCUCUGGGACUCCCAGGUCAGAGUCAGGGUCUCAAGCUACCCCUGUGGCAGCUGAUCCACAGCACAGCACAGCACAGGCACGUGCACCCAGAAGUGUCCCUUGCGGCCUUUUUCCUCUCCAGCAGCCUGAGAUACUGCACCUGGGACCCCCUCAGAAAGCUGCCACAUGAGACAGGUGCCUGCUGGACAGUGGUUCACAGCCCGACCCGGGGUGUGAUCUCAGGCCUGGUGUCGCAUUACACCAGCGUGCGUGCAGGCUUAUUAGUGAACUUAGACUCUGUAAUAAUAAUAAUAAAUAUGUUUGAAUCCA
Messenger RNA from Myotis brandtii (Brandt's bat), 1663 nucleotides. RefSeq names its product coenzyme Q9 (gene COQ9). The record is from RefSeq and is a predicted model, not a curated record. The annotation marks the transcript as partial. Gene Ontology annotation, cellular component: mitochondrial inner membrane. Lineage: Eukaryota; Metazoa; Chordata; Mammalia; Chiroptera; Vespertilionidae. The transcript has 8 exons. Gene Ontology annotation, molecular function: lipid binding. Gene Ontology annotation, biological process: ubiquinone biosynthetic process.